UUCCCACAAUUCUCAGACAUCCUAAGAUACAUGCAGAUUACAAACAAGAGGAUCAAGCAAGAGCGAAACAACACCGCCGCUUCUAUCUCCAUGUUUGCGCCGCCGCCGCAGCGCCUCUCUUACGAAGAAGAAGCCUCGGUAAUGGUGGCGGCGUUGAAGAAUGUUAUUACUGGAGAAGCGGCGCUCUCAAGCGCGGCUAACGAUUUCAGAUUUCUGUACUCCGGCGGCGGUGCCGACGGGAUCUUCUGUGUUUCCGGCGAUAUGGAGACGUGCGGAUUCUGCGGGAUUAAAGGGUGCUUGGGGUGUAAUUUGUUUAGUGAGGAGAAGAAGGCGAUCAAUGCGCCGGCGGGGAAGAAGAGGAAGAAGAAGAACUACAGAGGAGUGCGGCAGCGGCCGUGGGGGAAAUGGGCGGCGGAGAUACGGGACCCGCGGAGGGCAGUGCGCGUGUGGCUGGGGACGUUCGAGACGGCCGAGGACGCGGCGCGGGCGUAUGAUAGGGCGGCGAUUGAGUUCCGGGGGCCGCGGGCCAAGGUCAAUUUCCCGUUCUCGGACUACACCGCGGCCGCGGGAUCCUCUGCUUCUGCUGCUGCGAUGAGCUCUCAGCAGCAGAAGCGGAAAGCGGAAAGGGCGGUUGAGGCCCCUCCGAAGAAGAUUAGUAAACAGGGGAAUGGGGGGAUUCGGGAAACGGAAUCGAGCAGCAAAAAUCAUAGUGGUAAUAUUUGGGAUUUGACGAUUGGGGAAGAAGAGAUGGAGCCGUGGAUGUUUAUGAUGGAUUUCAACAAUGGCGAUUCCUCGGAUUCUGCUAAUGCCGGGAAUGUUCAAUGCGUGUAGUGAUAUUGUUGAAUAUAGAGAGUAGAAAUGUUUAUUUUUUGCUAAUUAAGUUUAAAUAAUUAGAUAGCUGGUUUGAAGAUUUUUUUAUUCAAACGGUUCCUAUAUUUUUCUUUUAUCUACUAAUAGUUGUGUAAACUGCUAUUGAAUAGUUAAAUAUAUUGAUUUAA
This is a messenger RNA of Salvia splendens (bonfire salvia), 998 nucleotides long. Its product is annotated as ethylene-responsive transcription factor ERF109. The coding region runs from base 31 to 831 and encodes 266 amino acids. The transcript has a single exon. The record is from RefSeq and is a predicted model, not a curated record. Gene Ontology annotation, biological process: ethylene-activated signaling pathway; regulation of DNA-templated transcription. NCBI's taxonomy places the organism in Eukaryota, Viridiplantae, Streptophyta, Magnoliopsida, Lamiales, Lamiaceae. Gene Ontology annotation, molecular function: DNA binding; DNA-binding transcription factor activity.